Molecule: messenger RNA, 1809 nt
Organism: Tetrahymena thermophila SB210
Lineage: Eukaryota; Ciliophora; Oligohymenophorea; Hymenostomatida; Tetrahymenidae
Exons: 4
Source: RefSeq, a predicted model, not a curated record
AUGAAGUCUUCUUCUUCUCAGUUUUACAAAUCUAAGUAGAUUCCAGAUUUAAAUUUAGAAACUAUUAAAAAUUAGAAUGGAUUUUAAAAGAUGCAGAAGCCUUCAAAAUAUGGAACUACUCACUAGAAAAUAGAAAUAUCUAAAGAAUAGUUUUAUGCCAACUACUCUCCAUCUCCUCGAUAAAUAAAUAAAAGCAUUAUUGUAUCAAAAGUGAUUGGAAGUAAUAAUAAUAAUAAUGAGAAAUUAUUAAAUAAUUCUUAAGCAUUUUCACCGAGCAGUGCGAAGUCUUUUGGAACUUAGCCGCUAGUUUUUUCAGAUAGCUCUAGGAUAAUUACAAAGGUAAGCAAAAUAUCAAAUUUUUCUGACUCUCUUUCCUAAUAUGGUGCUUCUACUAACUCUAGAGCAUCAAGUCCAAAUACUUCUACUUUAUCACUUACCAGUGAAAUGAAGAGUAAAUCAGUUCAAUCUAGCCCUAAGUAAAGCAAACAAUCAGAAUUCUUCAAAAAUAAUGAACUUUAUAUUAGAGAAAUACUAUCUUUAGUAAGUAAUGAACUUGACUCUCAUCAUUCUGAGUUAAAGCAAUAUUUACAUGCUUAUGGGAUGUCAGGAGAAAUUUUUACAUUUUAUCUAAACCGCUUUUUGGAAAAUUCUUGUGGAAAAGACGGCAACUCUUAGAUAUUCUUUAAAAUAAAUGACAUGAUUUACUACAAGACAGUUAGUCUGCUCUAAACAAACGCCAACUUCGCACCUAUUUUAGAAAAGUUAGAAUUUAAUAAGCAUAAAAUUCUACCUCAGACUCUCAUGGAAUAGAUUUGCACAAGAGAUUUACUAAAAUAAAUAAUACAAAAGGUAUAUGAAGAAGCAAAGAAUUCCACUUUUAUGAGUGAAUAUUUUACUUACGAUAAAAUGAUAAAUACUGAAAGUGCUAUACAAAUCUUAGAAGAUGCUUUUGUUGGAAAUGUAAAUGAACUCUAAUCAUUAGUCAAUACAGUCUUUGGAAAAAAUAAAUUCACACACACUUACUUCUACUUCUUCAAAAACUAGAUUAAUAAUGCUCUCAAAAAGCAAUAAAUUCCUAAAAUAUUAAUAUUCAAAAUAUUAGAGAAGAUCGAAAGUUUGAGGUACUUAAUAGUAGAAGAUCAUGAAUGUCUAUCAUUUAAAUCUGAAAUAGAAAAAAUAGUCUUUCAAACCAUCUAGCAGAGCCACAUAACAUAAAAGAUACCAAUUUUUGCUUAACUUUAAGCUGAAUAAUUAUUAGGGUUUGCAUCUGUCUUUACUAAGAAUUUGAUUUUCUAUCCUGAAAUACAAAUCAUUAGGAGGCAUAUCAAAGCUUUAGUUAACGAGUAGAAUUUACAAGUCUUUUUGAUAGAAUAGAUUUGCUAAGCUAUUACUUAGUUUUUGCUAAAGAAAGAAGGUUUUGAUGAAUCGAUUCAUGAAAUUUCAAUCAGAAAAGAAAAAUUACUUCUCUCUCUCGAAUUAUAGACUCAUCUAAUAUCUAAUCAAAAUAUAAUAAAAGAACUUAUUGACAUGAUCAAAAAAGGAGUAAAAAAGGAAAAACAUAUGAUCGAUGAUUUAAAAAUAUUAGAAAAUCCUACUUUAAUUCAAAGCUAUCUAGAACAGCUUAAUUCACCAUAUAAUUGCACAUGCAUAAAAGAUUGGUUUGGGAGUGUAUAAUUACUGUAAGUAACCUCUUGGUAAAUAGGGAUCUGGUUUCGUAUUUUAAAGACCUCAAUAGCGAAGCUAAAACUAAAUCAUCAGACUCAGUUUUUAAUAGAAUAAGAAUUAAAUUACAUAUCAAACUAUCAAUGA